AUGCUCCACUUACAAGGCCAACAGAUGCUGCAGAUGCUAGAAAAAUCCUUGAGGAAGAGCAUCCCUGAAUCCUUAAAGGUUUAUGGGACCACCUUCCACAUAAACCAGGGAAACCCUUUCAAGCUAAAGGCUCUGGUGGACAAGUGGCCUGAUUUUAAUACUGUGGUUAUCCGCCCUCAGGAGCAGGAGAUGACAGAUGACCUUGAUCACUACACCAAUACUUAUCAAGUCUACUCCAAGGACCCUAAGAAGUGUCAGGAAUUCCUUGGCUCACCAGAAGUCAUCAACUGGAAGCAACAUCUGCAGAUUCAAAGUUCACAGUCCAGCUUGGAUGAUGUGAUAAAAAAUCUUGCAGCUAUCAAAUUGGGCAAGGUCAAGCAAACACAGUGCUUUCUCUAUAUGGCCUCUGAGGCAGGAAAGAAAUUGGCUACUUCUCUGCUGGAGGAAAAAAAAUUAUCAGUCUAUGAUGAUAAAUACAAAUCCAGCCACCAAAAGAUGUUGACACUCUCAACCCUGGAUCCUGCCCAUGCUGUCUUGGUGAAUAAGCUCUGGUAUUUUGGUGGCAAUGAGAGGAGCCAGAGGUUCAUCGAGCGCUGUAUCCAGACCUUCCCCAGCUCAUGCCUGCUGGGGCCCGAGGGGACCCCUGUGGCCUGGAUGCUAAUGGACCAGACGGGAGAGCAGCGGAUGGCAGGCACCCUGCCUGAGUACCGGGCCAAGGGGCUCAUCUCCUACCUCGCCUGUGUCCAUGUCCAGACUCUGGACAAACUUGGGUUCCCCUUGUAUUCCCACGUCGACAAGGCCAAUCACAUCAUGCAAAGAGUAUGCUCCAACAUGCAGAAUAUCUUUGUGCCCUGCGGCUGGAACCAGUGGAACUUCGUGCCUCUGGAAAGCGGACCUGAACGCAAGAUAGCAUUGAGCGGGUGCAGAAUGUGGCUGGAGAAGCCAGCGGAGAAGAAGAGUGCAGUGUGA
Dama dama (fallow deer) is the source of this 969-nucleotide messenger RNA. Its product is annotated as glycine N-acyltransferase-like. Lineage: Eukaryota; Metazoa; Chordata; Mammalia; Artiodactyla; Cervidae. Bases 1 to 969 code for a protein of 322 amino acids. Gene Ontology annotation, molecular function: glycine N-acyltransferase activity. The record is from RefSeq and is a predicted model, not a curated record. The transcript is spliced from 5 exons. Gene Ontology annotation, cellular component: mitochondrion.